UUGAGAGAGAGUGUGGUGAGUAAGGAAGGUCCACUCACAGCUGGCCAACCUACACAUUGUGUAGUAAAUCAGCAAAACACACAUUAAAUAAGAACCUCCAAAACCCCAUCCAUCAAUAUCCAUACAUCUCUCUUCAUUCACACACAUAUAAAUACAUAAGUAUACAUACGUAUACAUACAUAUAAUUCUAUAUACUAUAUGAUCUUACACCCAAAAACUUAUUGAAGAAGAAAAGUGGAGAGGGUGAGAGAGGACAAGAAAAUGGCAAGAACCCAUCUCAUUUUUCUUCUUUUUCUAGCUCUUUUAUCAAAAUCAUCGGCAUCAUCACCAUCAUCAUUGCCUUCAAGAGAGCAAGAAAAGGACAGAAUCAAAGCACUUCCAGGGCAACCAAAAGUGACAUUCUCACAAUAUUCAGGCUAUGUCAAUGUGAAUGAAUCUCAUGGUCGUUCUUUCUUUUAUUGGCUCACUGAGUCAACUUCUCCUCACACCAAACCCCUUCUUCUUUGGCUGAAUGGAGGACCAGGCUGCUCGUCGAUUGCUUAUGGAGCUUCAGAGGAAAUUGGACCAUUCCGUAUCAACAAAACCGGUUCCACUCUCUUUCUCAACAAGUUCUCAUGGAACAAAGAUGCAAACCUUCUGUUUUUGGAAUCACCAGCCGGUGUUGGAUUUUCUUACACGAACACAAGUUACGAUCUAAAAAGUUAUGGAGACGAACAAACAGCUCAAGACAAUUUGAUAUUCCUUAUCAAAUGGUUAUCAAGAUUUCCACAAUACAAAUAUAGAGACUUCUACAUUGCUGGUGAAAGUUAUGCUGGUCACUAUGUACCUCAGCUUGCUAAAAAGAUACAUGACUACAACAAAGCUUUCUCAAAACCCAUCAUCAAUCUGAAAGGAUUCAUGGUGGGGAACGCAGUGACGGACAAUGAGUACGACAGCAUAGGAACCGUAGCUUACUGGUGGACCCACGCAAUUAUUUCCGACAAAACCUACAAGUCAAUUCUCAAAAACUGUAACUUCACGGCCGAUAAAGUUUCUGACGACUGCGACACGGCUGUUAACUACGCCAUGAACCACGAGUUCGGUGACAUUGACCAAUACAGCAUUUACACUCCAACGUGUGUGGCUUCAAAGCAGAAGAAGACUGGUUUCUUACGGAUGAAAAACACACUCUUGCGUAGACGGUUUGUGUCUGGAUACGAUCCUUGCACGGAGAGCUACGCAGAGAAGUAUUAUAACCGUAAAGAUGUUCAGAGAGCUAUGCAUGCUAACGUCACUGGUAUUCGCUAUAAAUGGACAGCUUGCAGUGAUGUUCUGAUCAAGAACUGGAAAGACUCGGACAAGACGAUGUUACCGGUCUACAAGGAACUUGCAGCAGCUGGUUUGAGGAUAUGGGUUUUCAGUGGUGAUACAGAUUCUGUGGUUCCAGUGACGGCUACACGGUUUUCUCUCAGCCAUCUCAAUCUCCCGGUGAAAACUCGUUGGUACCCUUGGUACUCCGGUAACCAGGUGGGAGGAUGGACGGAGGUAUACAAAGGACUGACCUUUGCAACAGUAAGAGGGGCGGGGCAUGAGGUGCCUUUAUUCGAACCAAAGCGUGCUCUCAUUCUUUUCAAAUCAUUCUUGGCUGGAAAAGAGCUUCCAAAAUCUUAUUAGUAACCUAAACAUAGAAGUAAGAGAAAAUGUCUCCAACAAGCAUAAUCCAGCUACCAGAUUAGGAUUCAGUUUCGAGUAAGCUCGGAAUUCUUGUUUUUUUAAAUUAUAAUUUCUGUUUUAAAGUUUGAUUCAUUUCCACAAUUUGGAAAUCAUAAAACGAUUUGAGAGUAUUCAAGGAAUUGUUGAUAUUUUAAAGAAGUACAAGGGUUCAAUUAUUUCCUCUUA
Brassica napus (rape) is the source of this 1878-nucleotide messenger RNA. Its product is annotated as serine carboxypeptidase 24. The coding region runs from base 262 to 1653 and encodes 463 amino acids. Gene Ontology annotation, biological process: brassinosteroid mediated signaling pathway; proteolysis. The transcript has 9 exons. The record is from RefSeq and is a predicted model, not a curated record. NCBI's taxonomy places the organism in Eukaryota, Viridiplantae, Streptophyta, Magnoliopsida, Brassicales, Brassicaceae. Gene Ontology annotation, molecular function: serine-type carboxypeptidase activity.